AUGUCCUACUUUAUGUCUCCACAAACUCAUCUGGGUCUUCUGCCUUCUGGCCAAGGUGGGGCUGUUUCUCCAGGCUCCUCCCUUGGUCUGUAUAGCCCUGCAGAGCCAGUGGUGGUGGCCCCUGGUGGGCUUGGCCCACUAAACCAGAAAGCUGAGCAACUGGCACCUUCUGCCCAGGCCUGGGGUCCAGCCCUGGCCGUGCCGGAAGCUAGGGGCUGCCCUGGGGGGGCUAGCUGGGAGCCACUGUGCCGGAAGGAGUAUGGCCAAUACUGCCACAAAUUCCCCCCUGUGAGACAGCCAGAGAGCUUGGACUGGAAGAAUGGCUGCUCUGGAGGCAGAGUGUCCCAGCCGGGUGGCUCCAGCCGGCCUGGGCCCCUGCUGCUAUACCAGCUGCCAACAAGGAUUCCACAGGCUUCCUCAGAAUCAGGGGGGCAGGAAGCCCGUCCACAGCCUGACAUCUGCAUCUUAACCUUGGCCAUGAUGAUCGCUGGUAUCCCCACUGUGCCUGUGCCAGGCCUGCGAGAAGAGGACCUGAUCCGGGCAGCUCAAGCUUUCAUGAUGGCCCACCCAGAGGGAGCGGUGGAAGGCAUGCAGUGGGGGCAAGUGCCCACCCAUGUGGCUUCUGGGCAGAUGCCCCUAGUGAGAAACAGGAGGGGCCUACCUCCCAGCGCUUGCUUGUAG
Molecule: messenger RNA, 681 nt
Organism: Chrysochloris asiatica (Cape golden mole)
Lineage: Eukaryota; Metazoa; Chordata; Mammalia; Afrosoricida; Chrysochloridae
Gene: SPATA25
Product: spermatogenesis associated 25
Exons: 2
Coding region: 1-681 (226 amino acids)
Biological process (GO): spermatogenesis
Source: RefSeq, a predicted model, not a curated record